GCUCUCUGCCAGCUCCGGGCGUGCCGUGCCGGCACCAUGACCAUCUUCUGCAGCCACUGCCACAGGCCGCUGCAGGCAGAGGCGAGCUGCCUGCCCAGGAGGGCUGGGUCGGCGCCGGGUGCCUCCAAGCCGUUCAGGUCGACCAAGAGCGCCUCGAAGGCUCGCCGGGACCAGAUCAACGCGGAGCUGCAGGCGCUGCGCUCCCUGCUGCCCAUCUCGGCGCGGGAGAAGGAGCGCCUCUCCUACCUCCACACCAUGGCCCUGGUGUGCCUCCGGCUCCGGGGCGCUCACCUCUUCCCUCCAGACUCGGCUCUCCCGGCGGGACCGGUGCUCGGUGCGGAGCUGCUCUCCCUGCUGCCGGGGUUUCUGCUGGUGCUCUCAGCCGGCGGCAAGCUGGUCUACAUCUCCGAGAACGUCUCCCAGGUCCUGGGCCUCUCCAUGGUGGAGCUCCUCGCCCAGGGGGACACAGUCUUUGACAUCUUGGAUGGGCGAACGCGGGAGGAUGCACGCAAGAAGCUCCUCCUGGCCCAGGAGCAGCCGGGCAGGGAAGUCACGUUUGUCAGCGAGAUGCGCACAUCCAAGGUCCUCCGGCUGCAGCAUGGGGGUAACCGGGCCGUGGCGGUGCGCGGGCGCUUCCUGGCCCCACGCUGGCCGGCCUCCCCCUCUGCAGCCUUCCUGGCCCUCUGCACGCCGGUCCCGCGGCUGGCUGCAGAGGGCGACGCCGGCUCUCAGGACGACCUGUUCCACAGCACGCAUGCCCUGGACAUGACAUUUACUGAUGUCACGGAGAGUGUCAUCUACCACCUCGGCUACCACAGGGAGGAGCUGGUCGGUCAGUCGUGGUACAGCCUCCUGCACCCCGAGGACACUGACAUAGCGGCUGCCCAGCACCGGGCUGUGGGUGAGUGUCAGGCCUGGAACUGUCCACUUGGGCUACACCCAAGACCAGGACGGCCGAGACAAAGCCGAUUUAGUCCUGCUCACUCCCCUAACACCUCCCCUUUCCCGCAGCGCUGGGCCCGGGGCCGGCAGGGAGCCCCGCGGUGCUGCGUGUGCUCCGCAGGGACCGCACCUGGGCCUGGCUCCGCGUGUGGGCGCGGCGGGGCCGCGGCCUCAUCGCCUGCUCCAGCCGCAGCCUCAGAUCCAUGUUUUAUGUCUUUUGAGGAGCGACUCCAGCUGCAGAGCAGUACGGGAACAAGAGUGAGCAAGCAGGUGACUGCUCAGAAGAAAACUGCCAAGCCCGCAUUGAAGGAGCAACGAAGCAAAAAGGGGCCAGUGGAGAUGUCUGCCAAGAAACCCGUGCCUUUUCUGCGACAAGUUGUCCCUGUCACAAAGAAGAUCCACAGAGACCCUCGAUUUGAUGACCUGUCUGGAGAGUAUAACCCUGAAGUGUUUAUGAAGACGUACAGCUUCCUGGACACCAUCAAGAAGCGGGAGAAGGAGAUGAUUCAGAAGCAGCUGAAGAAAUGCCGGGACGCAGAGCAGAAGGAGAAGCUGCAGCAGCUCCUGAACCGCAUGACGCAGCAAGAGCAGGCACAGAAAAACCAGCAAAAACGGAGGGAGAGGGAGCUGUCUUUGAAGAGACAACAACGGGAAUUGGCCAAGCAGGGGAAGAAACCCUUCUUCCUGAAGAAAUCUGAGAAGCGGAAAUUGGAGCUGGCAGAGAAGUAUGCAGAACUGAAGAGGAGCGGAAAGCUGGAGAGCUUCCUGAACAAGAAAAGGAAGAGGAAUGCCAUCAAAGACAAGCGCCGGCUGCCCUCGCAGAAGAACUUGUGACGGCUGGACAGGCGUGCUGCUGCCUGGAGAGGUGGGGCUGCUGCUGGGAUUCCCUCUGCCCUGGCCAGGUCUGGGAAGUGGCCCCCCAUCUUCCUGCCAUCACUGUACGGUGAUGCUGUUAGGCUCCAGACCUUGCACCUGCU
Messenger RNA from Oxyura jamaicensis (ruddy duck), 1919 nucleotides. It is a transcript of the gene RRP36, whose product is annotated as ribosomal RNA processing 36. Gene Ontology annotation, cellular component: nucleolus; 90S preribosome. Bases 37 to 1776 code for a protein of 579 amino acids. The record is from RefSeq and is a predicted model, not a curated record. Gene Ontology annotation, molecular function: protein dimerization activity. NCBI's taxonomy places the organism in Eukaryota, Metazoa, Chordata, Aves, Anseriformes, Anatidae. The transcript has 13 exons. Gene Ontology annotation, biological process: maturation of SSU-rRNA from tricistronic rRNA transcript (SSU-rRNA, 5.8S rRNA, LSU-rRNA).